GUUGGGAAUUUUAACUCUGCUGUGUUAACCCUUCUCUUUCUCUUUGAGCUUAGUGCAUGAAUUUGAUGUCUUAAUCCUUAUGGAGGACAAGACUUUCACUUAAUGGAAGAGAGCUCUGGUUUGUUUUUGCAAAUACGUUGCACAUGUGGUGUCCAUAAUCCAGCAUUUGCUGCUUUUUUAGUUUAGAAAAUAUGACAGUGAAGAAAAGAGAUAUGGACACCUUCUUCUCAUCCCUCUUGCACUAUAUUUGUGGGGUUCUCAGGGGCAUGUAGUUGUCCAAUGUGGGGAUCAGGUUGCUAAGUAUUUCGGCAUUCGGAGUUAAAACACUCAGCAGAAGUCAAACUUAAUACUGAAUCUCUAUUGGAGGAGCACACACAGAUAUAGUCACACUGAGAUUCUGAGUUUAGGAAAAUAAGAAAGCUACGUUUAUUACAGGAAAUACGUGCUUGAUAGGAAAGAUCCUGGUUCUGCCUAACCAAGGAGAUGCAAGGAGCUAUGCUUGCUGUUGUGUCUCGAGCUAUGCUUGCAUCUUGCAUGCAGAGAGAUCCAAACGUAGAUGCCUCCUUUUCCAAGGUGAGGAUGAAGGAGAAGGAAGUAGGAAAUGAGGUCAGCAACCCAAAGGGUAUCAGUCUAGUACUGGAGGGAAGGUCAGCACAGGUUAUGUCAGAAAGGGCAGUCUAGGAAACUUUAAGGGUUUCCCCUCACUCUCCUCUUUCCCAUGCACAUGUCAGCCUUUAGUGCAAGCUGAGUUGGAUCCCAAUACUUCCAACCGUCUGCUGGUUUGAAAAGUGAAACUGAUGAUUGGCAGGACUCAUGACAGACGAAAGUAUUUCAUCACACAGUGCAUAAAUAAUUUUUGGAUUUUGCUACCACUGAUCUUUUAUGUGGGCCCCCCCUCCCUCAGGCUAGGCUGGGACUGGAGGGAGGUGAGACUGUUUCACAUUUCUUUCACAAGAGGAGCAGCAAAUGUUUUUCCACAAUUUAUCUCAAGGCCUUUGUUAUCCAGAUGCUUUGAUGGACUCAAAGUCUGGUUUCAUAACAGGGGUCAGAUUGGAAACCCUAAGAGUUUGCUUGUCCUGGCUCUUAAAAAGCUAAUGCUGGAACUUAAGAGUCAAUCAGUUCAAGUCAGUGCUUAAAAUAAAUUAAAUUAGGCAGCUUAAUUUAUUACUUAAAUAAAUUAGGCAGCCUCCUAGAAGUUUUAAAUAGUUUCGUUGGAAAUUUGAUAAACUUUUCCAUCAUUGCAUAGGGAACUCUAAUUCAUAUAGGUGUAAAGGUAUGUGGGGAAUAAGGAAGGGGAUGAAUUGCAGAACCUCUAAAUAAGAGGCUUGGCUGUGUGUGAUAACAGAGAGUACGCCGCUUUUGAAACUUGCCAGCAUCUCAUGGCAUUAAUCUCACAGGUGCAUAGGGACUUUUGCUGUAAUGCAUAGCAUGACAAUUGUCUACCGUAGCUGCAUAAUUGUUGCUGCUGUUCAGUGUCCAAUGAAAGAUCCACACACAUCGCAGUAUUGCAGCUCAAGUUAGGGAUUUUUCACCUUUUUGAAAAGGUAUGGAUGGGAUUAUGGUUGCAGCUCUUGGCAACCCAGUGCAUACUACUCCCAAGACUUCUGACAUGUUGUAUAAACUCUAGCUCAGAAAUAGUAGGAUGGAGGAAUGACAUUCUGGAGGUUUCAUUAACUACCAAGUAAAAAGGGCUAGCAUGGACUCAGUAUUUACUUGUCUCUUAUCUGGGAAAACCAGAACAGGAUCACUCUGGUACUACAUGAGAAAUGGAUGGAUGAAUGAGUUUACACUUGCCUGUGAGAAAUGGGAACAGUAGCAGCCUACCUCUAGGCAUUGUCUUUGGGGAAAAAAAUUUUUUAAUUGUUUUAGCACUGUAACCUCUCAUGUAACCCAAUGAGCAUUUGCUAGGGUGUUGCAGGCUGGGAUGCUUCCUGCAGCUUCAGUGAAUGUCCAGAGCUGUUCCCCAUAUAAUUAUUUUUGCUACAGGGAUAGCCUCCAAGAUGCUUGCCUUAACUUUAGAACUGCCUGGCAGGUUUUGGCUUUAAUGCCAGUUUCCAUCCAAAAUCACACAUGUCUUCCCCACUUUGCCUGACACUUGUCUCAUUUCUCACUUUAGGAUAAGUAACAUAAAAAUAGGAAGCUUCCUUAUUCGGUGUGAGGCCACUGAUCCAUCUAGGUUCUUGUCAUAUGCACUGAGUGGUAGACGCUCUCCAUGGUUUCAGGCAGAAGUCCUUCCCAGCCCUAAAUGGAGAUCUCGGAGGUGGAUCUACGGAUCUUUUGCACCAAAGGAGCCUGCAUAAAAGAGAAAGCACACCUUUAGAGACAAACCUCAAAAAUUAACAAAAUAGAACAAGAUACCAUAGGCCUCUCAACACACUAUGGAACUUUUGCAUGCAAAGGGGAAAAGGCACCUGCAAAUUAGCUGCGUGUUUUGGGCUUAUCACUUGUUUCCCUUGUAACCUUCAAAGUUGAAAAAGUUGCCUUGCCACUGCAUAGCAGCAGCUUCUCCCCCAGUCCAUUCUGAAUGUCAUGAUGAUUCCAGCAUUUGCUACAGGCCUAGGUCCUGCAGAAAGGGUUGCAACAGCUGUCUGGGAAAACCAAUUUUCGCAAGUGCUAUCAAGCUCUAACAGAGGCUUACCAGCCUAUCUGUCAGAUUGCAAAGUACUAUAGUGAGGAUUAAAACAGAGUUCUGAUAGGGCACCCUGAGUGAUGAUGGCUGGCAGUUGGAAACACUACAUUGAGAAAAGUGUAAAAUAAAUAAAUAAACCUUGAUCUCGCAAAGGGGACCCCAGAGGGAACAGAGUAAACAUAGGGCCUUAAAUUGCAAAGGCAGGAAGGCCUACUCCGCUUUCUGAUCGAAAUGUCACUUGAAAAUAUUAGCUAUUUAUAGUCUGUGUUCAGGUGUUUCUGCACGAGGGAUCAGUAUGAGAAAGGGGAAAGAGGGGAAUGUUCAUCGAUAGGACAUCCCAGGGGUAUGUUCAAUGAAGUACAGUGAGCAGCAAACCUAAUGCUCUUUUAGCGCCAGAGGUUUUUGCCUAGUGCUUUGAGAAUCAGUUCUAAUUCUUUGUGAAUUUUGCCUAUCAUGCAAAACAAUUACAACCCCAUACUGUCAUGCAAAAGUUGCAUUAAUUUUGUUAUGAAUACAAUAAUGGCAACUGCUGGGAUAGCUCAGUCGGUAGAGCCUGAGACUCUUUAAUCUCAGGGUCGCGGGUUCGAGCCCCAUAUUGGGCAAAAGAUUCCUGCAUUGCAGGGGGUUGGACUAGAUGACCUUUGGGUCCUCUACGAUUCUAUGAAUUGGAGUGAGCCAUACAAAAUAUAGACAAACUUCUGUUUUGUUUUCAAAGCCUAGCACCACCUUCCCAACGCUAGCCUGUCUUGCUUAACUCCAGGCAUUGGAGAUUGUUAGAAGAAGUAGUGAAAAACACUCUUGCUACUUCUUGCCUUUGUCAACAUAAUGGGAGGGGAAGCCCUGCUUGUCCCCAAUGCCUCUGCCAUGGCAGAGAACUCAGGAGAAGAAAGUGUGUGCGUUGUCUCAAUUUGGCUUGAGUUUUGGAGAAAGUGGGUGCUACAGUGCUUGCAUUUCCUCUUCAUAGCCCAGCAUGAAGUGAGAGACUUAACAUGCCUAUGUUAUCUGCAAGAUUAGUGCAGGUUAGCUGUCGAGUGCUUAGAGGGCUCAGGAAAGGGGAGGGCACAGUGGCAAUCAACAAGUAAUUCAAAAUGUAUGGCCCUCCUGGGUCUGCCUACUUCUGUAUUCCGUGCUGCCACAACCUCAAUGACGCAGUGGAGACGCAGGCGUGGCAGUAGAAGUCUACAGGUGCCCAUUAUAGUCAAGCUUUUCCAAAGUGAAAACCCUCUUAGCACCUGUUUGGAAUUCUGCAAGCUGCCUGCUGUACUUUAUGGCUUAUUCCAAAACACUGGCAGGUGUGAACAGGCUGCCGGCUGCAGCAGGGAGCCUCUUGUCUUGGCGUGCAAGCUUAGAGGACUUCAUUGAAAGCUACAUUUCCAUGGCUUCCACUGUGCCUUCUGUGCUGUGCCUGAUUGGGAACUUCCUGCUAGUCAACAAGGUCUCCGUCAGCGUGCGCAUUCUCUCCUCCUUGGUCACCAUGCUGGCUGCCUUGGUGGGGAUCACGGUGCUGGUGAAAGUGGACACCUCCACCUGGACUUCGGGUUUCUUUGUCAUCACCAUCAUCUGUGUGGUUGUCUCCAGCAGCGCUGCCACCAUCUUCAGCAGCAGCGUCUUUGGCCUGACGGGAAGCUUUCCCAUGCGGAAUUCCCAAGCGCUGAUUUCAGGUCAGGCCAUGGGAGGAACAGUGAGCGCCGUGGCAUUGGUGGUGGAUCUGGCAGCGGCACCUGAAGUUACAGACAGCGCUUUGGCCUACUUCCUGACAGCAGACCUCUUUGUUAUUCUGUGUAUUGGGAUGUACUUGAUCCUUCCCAAGCUGGAGUAUUCCAGGUACUACAUGGGAAAACGACAGGGCGGCACACAGCCACCAUGUGUCUUGCCUAGUGACUAUUUGGAGGAUGGCGAUAUGGCCACAGGCAACACCAGCCUGCUUCCCCCAGACAGAAACCAAAGAGGAAGAAUCCCUCCCUUGGGAUCCAUCCUAAAGGAGAUGGGAGUGCUGGGCUUCUGCGUCUUCUACGUCUUCUUCAUCUCUAUCAUCAUCUUCCCUGCAAUCUCAUCCAGCAUAGAGUCUGUCAACAAGGUCCCAGGGAGCUUGUGGACGGACAAGUACUUCACGCCCCUCACUAGUUUCCUUCUGUAUAAUUUUGCCGACUGGUGUGGACGGCAAAUCACUGUCUGGAUCCAGGUCCCUGGACCAAAAAGCAAGUUGCUGCCGGCUCUGGUUCUGCUGAGAACUUUUUUCGUGCCGGUCUUCAUGCUGUGCAACUUCCAACCUCGGAAACACAUCACAAAGGUCUUCUUUACCCAGGAUGCCUAUCCGGUGGUCUUCACAGUUUUGCUUGGAUUCAGCAAUGGCUACCUGAAUACAUUAGCCAUGAUGUAUGGCCCCAAAGUCACGCCAAAAGAGCUGUCAGAGGCAACCGGAGUAUUGAUGAUGAUGUUCUUGCAGCUGGGGCUGGCUUUGGGAUCCGUCUUCUCGGUUCUUGCUGUCCACCUCAUGUAGGAGGAAGCAAUGGGGAGAUUCAAGUCCAUCCCUUGAGCUUUGGGGUACAGUAGUACCUUGGUUUUCAAACAGCUUAGGUCUCAAACGUUUUGGCUCCCGAACACCGCAAACCCAGAAGUGAGUGUUCCGGUUUUCAAAUGAUUUUUGGAAGUUGGUUGUCCAAUGGGGCUUCCGAUUGGCUGCAGAAGCUUCCUGCAGCCAUUUUGGAAGUCGAACGGACUUCCAGAACAGAUUCGUUCAGCUUCCAAGGUACAACUGUACUAGGAUUUUAUUUAUUUUUAUUUUUCAGUCAUGUUCAGAAAGCAACCAUUUCCCUUUUUUUUCAGGAGGUGAUCUGAACUCUCUUGACUUUAACAGCAGGGAAGAUGCUUAGAAACAUAUCACAAAAUACAGGGGCCAAAUUCACACGCUUGUGAUGCGUCGCUGAGACUUUUCCCAUUUCCUGUGUCAUGUUUAACAGUGUGUUUGUUUGUAAUGUUUUUGGUACUUGUACAUAUUUUGCCUUACAAGAUCAAUGGGAAAAGGAACCACUUACAUUUUGCCAAGGAUACUGGGAAAUUAAAUGCUGGACUCUUGACUUUUUUAUUGCAGGUAAUGUACAAAUUGUUAAAAAUAAUAAUAAUAGCAAUUGUUUUGGAAAAACUCUCCGAACCCUCUCAGGGCAGGGGGAAAUUGCCCUUUGGAGUAGGUUCUGUUGUAUUCAUGCUACAGGAGCAGGUAGCAAAUAUACAUACCAGGUGGGAAGAAUUCUCAGCAGCUGAUUUUAAUAAGGGAAAUCAUGGAAUGAUGCCAGGUGAAAAGAGGGUGUCAUUAAGCAACAUUCAACAUGUGCUUCUAGCCAAGUCCCUAGAGUGAAGGGCAAAUGCCAAGGAACCUUGAUUAUCCAGAAACCGAGAGUGCAAGGACUCCUCAUCCUGGGACCAGAACUUUAAAAAGCACAGGAGAGCCGAAAUGAGGAGCAGGGUAAGAAUUGCUCAUGUCACCAAGUGUACUUGUAGAGAGGUGUGGUUAUUAAUUGCCUGGGGCCUUCGAGCCAUUAUGCACUCUCAAUCCCAGCUUCUGAAAAUGCACCCAAAUCACGGCUGCUCUAGAAAUCCCCAUUUAAAGCAGGGAAAUCAAGUUUAAAAUUCACGGGUUAAGGCCAUCAGCAGCUAAUAGCCACAAUGGUUACGUUCUAGCUGCAUUGCUGAAGGCGGCAGGCUUCUGAAUAUCAGUUGUUGGAAGCUACAAGAGGAGAGAGUGCUGCUCUUGUGCUUGGCUCCUGUUUGUGGGCAUGCCAUAGGUAUUUCUGUUUGUCCACGGUGAGAACAUGGUACUAGACUAGACGGGCUGUUGGCCCGAUCCAGCAGGCUCUUCUUACAUUCUAAGCACUAGCAAAAGCUUUGAAGUAAAUGUUUGCGGAAUUAGUCCAGGACGCCAUUGUUCCUUGCAUCCUGAGGAGGACAUGACAUUAUUGAGUUUUGUUUGUUGAGGGCAGAACCAGCUGUUUUAAUGGAAAUGGAAGAGGCUUAUUUUGCAAAGGAAAUUGAAGGGCAGGAAACUGGUAGGGGAGAGGUGUUUAACAGUUCUACCCACCCAGACUGGUUGGCUUAUGGAAAACAAUAACAAUAAUAAUCCUUUGUUAGCCAGACUGGUUGGCUUUUGUAAAAAAUAAUAAUAAUCCUGGUGACCUACAGGUGUUUAGACGCCAACUCCUAAUGCCCCCACCUAGCAAAACCCACUGCCAUGUUUAACCCAUUUUCCUCAUGUGAAAGGUUUUGAAACUGGAAGAAAGCUCAAAAGGGAACAGGCGAAUGGCCUCUGUAGGCAUUUGUAAAGGAAGUACAGUCAUACCUCAGUUUAAGUACACUUCGGUUUGAGUACUUUCAGUUUAAGUACUCCGCUGACCCAUCUGGAACGGAUUAAUCCACUUUCCAUUACUUUCAGUGGGAAAGUUCGCUUCAGGUUAAGUACGGACUUCCAGAACCAAUUACACUCAUACUUUGGGUUAAGUUUGCUUCAGGUUGAGUACUCCGCAGACCCAUCUGGAAUGGAUUAAUCCACUUUCCAUUACUUUCAGUGGGAAAGUUCGCUUCAGGUUAAGUACGGACUUCCAGAAUCAAUUACACUCAUACUUUGGGUUAAGUUUGCUUCAGGUUGAGUACUCCGCAGACCCAUCUGGAAUGGAUUAAUCCACUUUCCAUUACUUUCAGUGGGAAAGUUCGCUUCAGGUUAAGUACGGACUUCCAGAACCAAUUACACUCAUACUUUGGGUUAAGUUUGCUUCAGGUUGAGUACUCCGCGGACCCAUCUGGAAUGGAUUAAUCCACUUUCCAUUACUUUCAAUGGGAAAGUUCGCUUUAGGUUAAGUACAGACUUCCGGAACCAAUUGUGUACUUAAACCGAGGUACCACUGUAUUUAGCAAGCAGGAAGUGGUUGCAGCCUCUUUCCCACUCACCGAUUCUUCCUUUACAUUAUCUUGGUGAAUGCUGGCUCGUAGAGAGGUGUCAUGGCAUAUGGUUAAUAAGGAGGAAAUGCCAGAAAAACCUAACUAGGGUUUCCAAAUAAAUGCUUUCAACAAGAAAAGGCAUCCUAGCACUUGCAUUGCACCUUUUCCUUUGAGAUGCAGCUUGCCAGGUUUAUUGCUCCAAACAAAAUUUGACAGAGGGAUGGUAUGGCAGCUGACAAAGUGACGUGACACUACAGCCCAUGCUUUUUAUUUCAACUGGUGAAGAAGCAAGGUCUUGGUUGUGCCAUGUAUUAUCUGACAGCAUCCCUUUACUUUGACUUGAGAGAACAAUCCUGUACCCUCUUACCUGGGAGUAAGUCCCAUUGAACUCUCAGUAAUUUUGUAGAAUCUCUCAGUGACUGAUAGGUUAAUCCUGCUCCAUGUAAACCAGGGAUUGGGGGGGGGGCUGUGGCCCUCUAGAUGUCAUUGGACUCCAAAUACCAUCAGCCACAGCUAGCAUGUCCAGUAGUGAGGGAUGAUGGGAGUUGUAGUCCAGAUGUUUUGAGACUACAAUUCCCAUCAUCCCUGACCACUGGCCCUGCUAGCUAGGGAUCAUGGGGGUUGUAGGCCAAAAACAUCUGGAGGGUCGAGUUUGAGGAAGCCUGAUCUACACCUUUUGGUACUGAAUUCAGUGCUAACUUUUACUUGUAUAAAGUAGUAAUGCAAAUGGUUAAUAAGUUUUCUUCAAAGCGCACAACAGGGUGCCAGUGUUUAAAUACCACAGUAAUGUUCCCAUGCUGGUGAAUGCUGUUUCUUUAGCUAAAAGGACUGGAUGCUUUUGAAGAGUAAGGCUUCUGAAAUUUGUGGAAAUGUUUGGGCAAAAAAAUGGCAUUAUAGAAUAGAACAGACGUGGCUCGAUCUCUUGUGUUUGUCUUAAUCACAGUCAUCAUUGGUUGGUUUAGCUUGAGGCUGUGGUCUUCGAGAAUGCACAGGCCUGCUGGGAGUAUGCUCUGGAAAUAUCCAGAUUUGCUUUUGAGUAGACAUGUAUAGGAUUGAGCUGUGAGAGGGAGAAAACAAAACUACAGUUACCAAUCUAUGUAAAAGCCAAAAAGGAAGACUAGAAGGAGAUUUCACACAAUUCAGUAGGCUUCGAAAUUGUGUCUAAUAUCUCAACAUCAUGAAGUAUGUACUCAUUUUAACUCGAGCAAUGUGCCGUUGUAGAGGGUUAUUUUUUCAGGCAAAGACCUGACUCGUAAGCACCCAAUGAAAGCGUUAAGCAGGGGAAAUACUUGCUUUGGGUUUCACUGUCUUGCGCUUCUUCACAUCUUAAAAUUUCAUGCAUGCAUGACAUUUGCAUGCCCCCCCCAAAACACCCUCAGUGUGUGUGUGUAGUGGUCCUCGUGAGGAUUCCAGACACAUCUGUUUCAUUGCACGUGCAAUAGGGGUGGGGCGAAGAUGUUGUGAUGCCUGCAAGCGAUUUCCAUAUAAGGAGCUGGGAAGCAAAUAGAAGACUGAGGAGGGUGCCAAGCAUAACAUUUAAAUGUUAGGACAUCGGUAAUGAAGUCAGCUUCCUCUUUCUGGUGGGUAUGUGUCGUUAAAGCACUGUGAGUCCCACCCCCACCCCCGAGACCCUCCCCUGUGCAAGGUCCAUAGAACUACCUUCAGCUUGCGCAAGAACAACAGGGUGUCAGUCAUGCUGGAGAGAUUCACAGGGGGUGUGAUUCCAAGGUUUGUACGACCGAACCACUGGCACAGCUUAAGAUGUGGCAGAUUUGUCAAAUGCUAAGUCUGUCUGGGGGAUGAAUUAGAGAAAGACUUAAAAGCGCAGCUCUCUGUGGCUCAGUUAUUUAACACUUGACAGAAUGCUAAUUGGAAAAUAAUCUGACCUCGUCACCAAAGACCAUAACACGCAUCAUGUGUGGGAAUGUGGGCUUGAUGGCAUCUGUUAUGAGCAGGAAAGUUGUUCUUGUUAUUUUGAGAGAUCUGAUAGCUGUACUUAAAAAACAAUCCAAAAACACACACCCUCCAGCUGGUUUUUAUUACUGGAUCUAAGAAAGAACAGAGCUAGUAGAUAGUAAACUGACAUGAUUGACAGCAGUAACUGAGGAUGGAGCACCCUAAGUGUGCAUUCGGUGUUUAGCUUGGGAUCACUAGUAAUGCUUGCAAAGUAUAGCUUUAUAGGUAAUUUAGAAAUAAAUAUGAAACCAGAUGUGAGCAGAAAAUUUACUAGGCAUGUGAUGGAGGGGCUGCAGCUUUUAUGGUUUGUGAUAUGCCAUUGUGUAAACUCUGGAAAUCGUAAGUGUUCCAUUAGGAAAACCUUGGGUCUUUGCUGCAUGGAUUUAUGACACAGGCUGACUGGCUUUGAUUAGUCUCACACUUCCUGUUCGCUUUUCCACUUGGAAAAUAGCACAGAUAAAAGGUUCAGAGGCACCCUUACGCUCAUCCGUUUUGGAAUGAGCUGUGUGUUUGUAUGUGUGGAGAAAUAUAUAAACAAAACCAAAGCUGUGUUUUCUCCAUUAGUUUCUCUCUGCCCUUCCCAGCUCCCCCAAAUUUCUGGUGUGGCUACAGUAGAAUGCUAGACCAUCCAUUCAUUCCUGGAGAACAUAGCUUAGAUCUAAUUGGACCAUUGAAGGUGCCACCUUGGCAGAUUCAGCCAGUGCUAAGGAACUUAUGAGCAUUUCCACACUGUCACUGUUUUCAGGUGGGGUUCGGUAACAUACCAGCAAGCCGAGGUUGCAAUAUUUGUUGUUGAUUGGGAGGUCUUACCAACAGACCCACUUCCCUUUGCAAUAGGGAAAGUGACAGGAAAAUGAAAUGUAAAGUUUGGGAUAUGACAUCAUGCUGUGUAACCUCCCUGCAAACAAACUAGGGCGAAUGCUCAUUAAAUAGCCAGUGUCAGCCUGAUCUCCCUGCAAACAGAUGGGGAUGAAUGCUCAGUGAAACACCCGAUCCCUGCAGCAGUGGCAUAAGGUAGAAGAUACUCUCUCUAGUAUCUUACUCUUAACAUUAACCUUCGAUAAAGGUGUUACUCUUAACACCAGUCUAGCAAAUAUUUACAAAUGUUCACAAGUCACAAGCCCAUAAGCCUUUUAUCCACCAGUCCACCAGUCCAUGUGUAACUCUGCUAGUUAUUUGUGGUCUGAAAGAGGCAAAAAAGCCACCAACCUUAACUGUUUGGAGGCAGUUUUGUUUAUCACUGGCUGUCAAGUAUGUGACUGUCUGCAAACCUGUUUAAUUUUGUUCUUGAGCUCGCAGCAGUGGCCAAAACUACUUGCCUGUUGCACUGAGACCUGUGUAUGAGGACGAUGCCAGCAAUAAGCAUUUGUGGUUGCCCGGUCUCCUUGAAAAUGGAGCUGCUUUGACUCUCCUUGACUGCACUACUUUGAGGAAAUUAAAACACUAGAAAUAUUUCUUUUCCAGAUGGUGAAGUCUAGAUAAAUGGUUGGUUGACCUACAGUUAUGUUUGCAUGCAAAGUAACCAUCAUUUAAGCUGUUGGCUUACUCUGAAAAUGUGUUGACCAUGUUCUGUGAGUGUGUAUCGUUUUCUCUCCUGGAUUUAACAAACUGGCAGCUAUGUCCAACGCUGACUGCGUUGGCACCUGCAAACCACAGAGCCUUCUCUCAACCCUGGAAACAUUUCACAAUGUUUAAUUGGAACAGAUAGCCCAAUACAUGUCUCUGUGUGUUUGAAAGUGUUUGGUGGGUUUUUAGCUCCUGCCCCCACUCCCUGGCAGGUGAUGGGCUCUCCUGUCCCAACACGGGCCAAAUCCAUGUGCCAAGCACUUCCUCUUCCACUUCCUGUCUUGAAACACCCAUGUUUCCCUUAACACUAUAUGCUUGUAAAUCAUGUAUUUUGGGUUCUACUGAAAGCCACUCUUUGUGAACUAGUCAAACCUAAAUGAACGCCAUUUUUUCAAAACACAACCUUGUCGUUUUAGUAAUACUAAUAAAAGAGAAUUAUUAUUUUUU
This is a messenger RNA of Zootoca vivipara (common lizard), 11527 nucleotides long. It is a transcript of the gene SLC29A3, whose product is annotated as solute carrier family 29 member 3. Gene Ontology annotation, molecular function: nucleoside transmembrane transporter activity. NCBI's taxonomy places the organism in Eukaryota, Metazoa, Chordata, Lepidosauria, Squamata, Lacertidae. Gene Ontology annotation, biological process: nucleoside transmembrane transport. The record is from RefSeq and is a predicted model, not a curated record. Gene Ontology annotation, cellular component: Golgi apparatus; plasma membrane.